CGAGAAAUGCUACCAACACCAGCAGCAAAAGUGGCCUCAUCAUUGCCAUGCUGCUCGCAUCGAAUAUCCUACUGGCAUGCGGCUGGGCCGCCACAGUAUUGCAAUCUGCAAGACAUCACAGAUCGACAGGGCAGCAGCAUCAUCAAUCAUUAGUGUCUGGAUCGUCAACAACAACACUUCUACCCUCACAUCAGCAACAACAGCAACAACAGCAACGACAACAGAAAGAAAUGGAAGAAGAACAAGAAAUCAACAACGCAAUCGCCAUCCAGCCCACCUUACCCUCCAAACCCGUCCAAUUCCACUGGUAUACAGGCUACAGUUCCCCGAACCGCAGCGUAUCCGACACGCUCUGGGACAACAUCAACACCGCCUACGGCCACGUGGGACUCGACCACACGCUCGCCGCGCAACAACACUGGCCAUAUUCCAUGCCGAUUCCCGGCAACGAAACGAAGGGACUCUAUCUUCUGGAGAGUUAUCAUCAAUUGCACUGUCUCAAGAUUGUGCGGAAACUCUUCUUUGAGUUGCAAGAUCAAAAUCAAGAUGGUAAUGAUCAACGCAAAGAGACGAAGCUGAGCUAUCCCGUGCAACAUGCGAGACACUGUUUCGAUGCGUUUCGACAAUUCAUCAUGUGUCAUGCGGAUAAUACCCCCUUGUAUACCCUGGGACGGCACACGAGUGGAGACGGACAGUGGCACAUGUGUAAGGAUUGGAGUGCGUUGCGGAGGUAUGCACACGAGAAAUCGGCGUGUUUUCGCGAUCGCACCGGCAAUGAGACGUUGCGAGAGCAGUUUGGGCAUUGUGGCAACGGGGAUGACGAUGAUGAUGGAUUGCUGUUGGAUCCUGAGGUGUUGGAUUUGACUGUAGAAGUUUCACGCGUGAGUCGUGCCCGGUAGGUACAUGUAGGCCGGAGUUAGGGGAGAUCAGAAAUAAUCCAUAAUACCUUAAUGCUGCUGCUGUAUUGCGCCUUGGCACGUAUCCUCGCCUGCUCUCGGGAAAAAGGUCUUCCGGUCCUGGACGAUAGACGUGACAUGUGUUUGUGUGGAGCGCACCUCAAUGCAAGGUACGGUAUCGAUCGUGGUGCACCAUUGAGAGGGACCACGACCGUUGAGCAAGGCGCCUGUUGCUCGAGUGGCGGACGAGGUCUGGACCUGUGGUUGGCAAUGCUCGAUGCAGGUGAGCGUUCAUGCGAGAAGCAGCAUCGAAGAUGUCGAGUGCUCGUUGACAGACUCGUGACAUAUGGCGCCUGUUAUUGGGAGUGGUGGGCUUGGCGUGGUCGUGACCAGCUAGUGCACUCACUGUGGUAUAGCGCGAGUCAUAAGGGCCAGUGCGGCCAUGUGUACUAAUGCAGCACUGAAACUGCCGACGAGUUGAGUCAGCGACGCAGUUCUCGAACGUGAACCAGACUUUGAAUGCGCCCUCUUUCCAAUGCAGUGGGCGAACGCACGUUCGCCAUACAUUCUCCUGGCGUGUGAGACCGACACACAACCCCAGUGACAUGCAUGAAUCCCCCUAGGAGGAAAGCUCGCGUGGCCGCACGGAUCAGUCUGAAGCCAGAAACCCACCAGAUCUGGGCCAACACGUUCGAGACAGCUUGCCUAGCGAAGGGUGGACUGUCGACUCAGCUCUUCGAUCGAUAUUGAUCUUUUGCAUACUGUGGCCAUCGCCAACCAUCGACCAUGUCGAACCCGCAUCCAGACACUGUCAAUGGCUUUUCGGGCUGAAAAAUGAUGACAGAUUGUGCCUGGUUGUUUUUGCGUCCAAUGCUGCUGCUGGGCUUGCAAAUUUCGGCUCGACUGCGUGGUGUACGCGUGUGUCUACAUGUAGCGAGUACAUGAGGAGGGAGAGAGAUAUAAGACCAUCCAUGCAAUCGCAAAAGUGAUUAUCCAUCGCAGUCCAGCACCAGCAGCACCAGCAACAGCAGCACUCUCCUCAGCAACAGGCAUCAACUCAGCUCCUCAGCUCCAUCCCCACCAGCAAAAUGUUGUUCAACGUCCUCCUCGCUGUUCUGAGCGUCAGUGCUCCAGGCGCCGCUGCCUUGCCCCUUCUCGAUGGCGUCCUGGCCAGUGUUGCUGGUAUGACUGGCACUCACAUCUCCGGAUCUGGGGUUCUGGGACCAAAUGGUGCUCUUGCGGCCACUGUCGACGCCGCAGGCAACACCGUCGCCGUCCGUGGUGCCAUUGCUGGCACGGUGGGAGCAGUCACUGGCACUGUCGGUGCACUCACUGGCACGGUCAGCAGUGUCGUCGGCAGCGUUCCGGCUCUGUGUCAGUCUACUCUCGCAUCACCUCUCGUGACUCCAUGCCGUUGCUGACGUCUGAUGCCAUCUAGUGACUGCAAAAUGCGACUCAUCCACCUGGAAGUGCACCGUCACCGCAUCUGGCGAGAUUGAGAAUCUGCUCACCGACGGUGGCAACUUCAGUAAGUUCACAGUGUGCUAUUCCA
Sphaerulina musiva SO2202 is the source of this 2448-nucleotide messenger RNA. RefSeq lists its product as uncharacterized. NCBI's taxonomy places the organism in Eukaryota, Fungi, Ascomycota, Dothideomycetes, Mycosphaerellales, Mycosphaerellaceae. The coding region runs from base 48 to 899 and encodes 283 amino acids. The record is from RefSeq and is a predicted model, not a curated record. The transcript has a single exon. Gene Ontology annotation, biological process: mycotoxin biosynthetic process.